Molecule: messenger RNA, 1178 nt
Organism: Gossypium raimondii (Peruvian cotton)
Lineage: Eukaryota; Viridiplantae; Streptophyta; Magnoliopsida; Malvales; Malvaceae
Exons: 3
Coding region: 183-824 (213 amino acids)
Source: RefSeq, a predicted model, not a curated record
UUUUUUUAGAAAAAAUGAAAUGGUGGACUGCGUUUUGUUCACGGUAUGACCGCAAUCCGUAAUUUGGUAAAUCCAAGAAAGUCAACAAAACACUUCCAUUGAAAUUCGCUACCAACUACCACCAUGAAAGAGAUCUCUAUGUAACAUUUCCUCCAAAUCCGUAAUUCUAGUAAAACCGGGAGAUGGCUUGGUUAACACGAUUCUUGACGGCGGUGGCUUUCUUAGCCGUCGGAGUAAUAUUCUCGCCGGAGACCUUUGGAUCAAUAUCCGACGGCUCAAUCUCACCCAUUCUCUCUACUUCUAUUAAACUAGCUCAUCUCCUCUGCUUCGCAACCGCCUGGGGCACCGCCCUUUGGGUCACUUUCAUCGGCGGUAUCCUCAUGUUCAAAUAUCUGCCAAGACAUCAAUUUGGUAAUCUGCAAAGCAAGAUGUUCCCGGCUUAUUUCUCGAUGGUGGGGGUUUGUUGUGCCGUAUCGGCGGCGGCGUUUGGUUAUAUGCAUCCGUGGAAGUCGGCGACCACUACCGAGAAGUACCAGCUUGGCUUUUUAGUCUCUGCUUUUGCUUUUAAUCUCAUAAAUUUGUUCGUUUUCACUCCCAUGACCAUUGAGAUGAUGAAGCAUAGGCACAAGGUGGAGAGAGAAGAGAACAUUGGUAAUGAAAUUGGAGGAUCAAAGAACCAGGAAGUCGCGAAGAAGAACCCAAAGCUCGCAGCCAUGAACAAGAAAUUUGGAAUGAUUCACGGGUUAUCCUCGCUUAUUAAUCUUAUGUCCUUUGGUGUUCUGGCUAUGCACACAUGGUACUUAGCCGGUAAGCUCAGUCUGUAGUUUGUACUUCACUUUUACAUGGUUGUAUGUGUUUUUUGUGGGACAAACUGAUCCAAAUGCUCAUACUACAACUCUGUUAAAUCGAAAUAAUUGAAGAAUUAGACGGGUCUGAUAUACCCCCAACAUAACCCAAUCCGACUAGUUGAAGAAUUAGACCCGUCCCUAUCCGUUUCAAAAGAAAAAUAAUUGAAUUUGGGUUAUAUUUUGAUCCCUAUGCAUAAUGUGUUGUUAUGAAGCAUAACAGCCUAGCAUGUGGCAAUUAUGUUUGUUUUCAUCAUAAAUUGUAGCAAGUUUGUUGCAAACUGGCAAAAGUUAAUUUUAGUUGGCAUGGAUACCAAAUGUAGAGAGAUUAAA